Ricinus communis (castor bean) is the source of this 1343-nucleotide messenger RNA. Its product is annotated as coatomer subunit beta'-1. Gene Ontology annotation, biological process: intra-Golgi vesicle-mediated transport; intracellular protein transport; endoplasmic reticulum to Golgi vesicle-mediated transport. Gene Ontology annotation, molecular function: protein binding. Gene Ontology annotation, cellular component: COPI vesicle coat. The record is from RefSeq and is a predicted model, not a curated record. NCBI's taxonomy places the organism in Eukaryota, Viridiplantae, Streptophyta, Magnoliopsida, Malpighiales, Euphorbiaceae. The coding region runs from base 131 to 1042 and encodes 303 amino acids. The transcript is spliced from 10 exons.
UCCUUAAUGGCAAAGUUUUGUGGUAGUAUGUAUAUAAAUAGGGGUUCUCUGCAAUCUUCUCUCUCACAGUAUCUUACAGAAGCAAAGUUCAAUUCAUCAUUGCCUCUGUUGUGUUUUCCCAACUCUUAAUAUGGCUCUUGCAUUGGAAAUUGAGAAACAAUUCACCCAACUAUCAGAGAGAGUAAAAUCUGUUGAUCUACAUCCUACUGAACCAUGGAUUCUUGCAAGUUUGUAUUCAGGAACCGUGUGUAUCUGGAACUACCAGUCACAGACCAUGGAGAAGUCUUUCAAGGUCACUGAAUCACCAGUAAGAUCAGCAAAAUUCAUUGCAAGAAAGCACUGGAUUGUCACUGCAUCAGACGACAAAUUUGUUCGCGCAUACGAUUGGGGUGCCAUGGAAUUGAUCAAAGAAUUUGAGGCGCAUAAAGAUUUCAUUAGGUGUGUAACUGUUCAUCCUUCCCUUCCCUAUGUACUGUCAUCUUCAGACGACACGCUUAUAAAGAAGUGGGACUGGGAGAAGGAUUGGGAGUGCACUCAGAUUUUUGAGGGACAUUCACAUUAUGUGAUGCAAUCCAUCUUUAAUCCAAGAGAUUCAUAUACAUUUGCAAGUGCAUCUCUUGAUGGCACCAUUAAGAUAUGGAAUCUUGGCUCCCCUGCUCCGAUUGCUACAUUGGAAUGUCACUCAAAAGGGAUAAAUUGCAUCGAUUACUUAUUCAAUGAUGACAAACUGCAUCUGCUAAGUGGUUCUGAUGAUUAUACUGUCAAGGUAUGGGACUGUGAAACAAAAAGUUGUAUCCAGACAUUAGAAAGCCAUACAAAUAAUGUGUGUGCAAUAUCCGCCCAUCCGGAGUUUCCAAUCAUAAUCUCGGGUUCUGAGGAUGCGACUAUCUGUAUAUGGAAUGCAAAAACUUUCCGUCUAGAAAAUACAUUGAAUUAUGGUCUUGAAAGAGUCUGGGCUGUUGGAUGCAAGAAAGAUUCACAGCAGGUUGCAUUUGGUUGUGAUAAAGGAAGCAUUAUGGUCAAAGUUAAUGGCUCAAAUUGAGGAAGGAGAAGUUCAGGAAAUAAUGUUCUUUACUGCUGCUGCUGCUGCUAUAGUGUGCUUUUUAAGGAAUAAAUUUGCCUAUUAUACAUAUAUAAUACACAAAAGACUAGAGGAAAUAAAAUUAAGACCAGCCAUGCUGUUACUUCUGCUUGUAAAAUUUAUGAUAAUGGCUUGUAUCUGAUGUUUUCUGUGCUCUUAAUAUAAUGUAUAUAGUUUAUAUCUUUGUAAUUUGAGUGGCCUGUAGUAUUGUCUGCUCUGUAGUGGAUGUGUUGAAUAAAACAGUCACAGUAUAUUUAUUUCA